Sorex fumeus (smoky shrew) is the source of this 1107-nucleotide messenger RNA. It is a transcript of the gene CD86, whose product is annotated as CD86 molecule. The transcript has 7 exons. The record is from RefSeq and is a predicted model, not a curated record. Gene Ontology annotation, biological process: positive regulation of T cell proliferation; negative regulation of T cell proliferation; immune response. Lineage: Eukaryota; Metazoa; Chordata; Mammalia; Eulipotyphla; Soricidae. Gene Ontology annotation, cellular component: external side of plasma membrane. The coding region runs from base 104 to 1075 and encodes 323 amino acids.
CAAUUGGUUCUUAAGUCCUGUCUUCUGUGCAUCUCGGGAAUGAAAAUAGCUCCACUCCUCUGGUCUCUGGGAGCUGCUGUGGAGAGACAUUUGUGACAGCACUAUGGGACUAUAUAAGAUUCUCCUUGUGAUCUUCCUCCAGAUAUAUGGUAUUUUUGGCACCAUGACAAGUCUGGUUUAUUUCAAUGAGACGGGAGAACUGUCCUGUCACUUUCCAAACCCCCAGAAUUUAAGCUGGAAUGAACUAGUAAUGUUUUGGCAGGAUCAGGAUAAGCUGGUUCUGUUUGACCUCUACCAAGGCACUGAGCAACCGAGGUCUGUCAAUUCCAAAUAUAAGGGUCGCACAAGCUUCGACCGGGACAGCUGGAACCUGAAACUUCACAACGUUCAAAUCCAAGACAAGGGCACAUAUUCAUGUUUUAUCCAUCAUAAAAAACCUGAAGGAAUGCUCCCCCUCUUCCAGAUGAACUCAGAGCUAUCAGUGCGUGCUAACUUCAGUCAACCUGAAAUAACACCAAUUUCUAAUAGAACAGAACAUUCUGACACUGUAAAUUUGACCUGCUCAUCUACACAUGGCUACCCAGAACCAACCAGGAUGUGGUUUUUAAUAGAACCAGGGAACAUAUCUAUGUAUAACAAUGCUGUCAUGAAGAAAUCUCAAAAUAAUGUCACAAAACUAUACACCGUUUCUAUCAGCGCAUCUUUCCCCAUUGGAAAAGACCACGUGGACGUCUUCUGUGUCCUGCAGCAUGAUGAAAUGACAGCAGAGCUUCGCUCCCUCCCUUACAAAAUAGAUCCAGUUUCACUCCCACCUGACCAAGAAUUUCCCCCCUGGAUUUUGGCUGUAAUUGUAAUUUUUGCUGUUGUGCCUCUGAUGGUAUAUCUAAUACUAAAGAAAAAUAAGAAGAAGCCUGGCCCCUCUUGUGAACGUGAAACUAUUCAUGUGGAGGCAGAAGAGCAGGAACAGCUUGAAGAAAGAGUAAGAUGCCAUAUACCUGAAAGAUCUGAUGAAGCCCAAUGUGUCAUCAAUGUUCCAAAGACAACUUCUGGAGACAAAAGUGCUACAGAUACCUAAUUAAAGAUGAAAGACAUAUGACUCUAUUUUUU